AUGCAGACUAUACUUCAACUUGCUGCAACUUCGGCGCUGCUGCUGGCUUCAGCUGUCUCUGCUCUGUCGAUUUCACAGCCUCUCGUCUCCGCGGCCGGUCAGCAUGGAAUUAUCCCGGGAUGGCAUCUGCAGUCUGAACGCCAUGUCUCAAGCAACCUCUCCUUCCUCUCAUCGCCUGGAGCUGACGUCUCGUCAUGGUACCGCGUGGGCUCGCGGGGCACCGUGAUGGCUGGUCUACUUGAGAACAAUGUCUACAACGAGUCACAUCUCUUCUUUUCGGAUAACUUCAAGUCUCUACCCGAUGCUGACUUCCGUGAUGUUGCCUGGCUGUAUAGGGAACAGUUCACGUUACAGCCCAUGAGUGGACAAUACUUCACCUUACAUACCCACGGCAUCUCUUCUAAGGGAGAUAUAUACCUGAACGGCCAGCUAAUUGCUUCCAAGGAUGUUCAGGCUGGUUCUUAUGCUGGUCACCAGUACGAUGUUACCAGGCAUGUCCGCAGAGGUGAAAACUGUCUAUUGAUCAAGGCUUACCAUACCAACUACCUCCGUGAUCUGGCUCUAGGCUUCGUUGACUGGAAUCCAUAUCCACCAGACAAUGGCACUGGCGUCUGGCGCGACGUCGAGUUCUCUCAAAGUGGCCCUAUCCGACUGUCUAGUCCUCGUGUGACUACUGAUUUUGUCCCGGGAGCUAAUAUAAACAGUGCGAAACUGACAGUCAAAACCGAUGUUCGUAAUAUCGGCAAACAAACUGUCACAGCUAGCAUCAGAGGAUUCAUUGAGGGAGCCUACAGUCAAAGGCGACCAAUCUCCGCUCCUUUUACUCUAAAUCCUGGUGAAGGGAAAACAAUAGAAAUGAGCAUCACUAUUAAAAACCCUAAGAUAUGGUGGCCGGCUUCAUGGGGUGAUCAACCCCUCUAUACCGCCCAGAUAUCUGCCUUUAUCGGUAGGAGCAGGUCUGAUGGGCCAAAGAGACGCAGAUUUGGCAUUAGACAUAUUGAAUCUAGAGUAAACGACCAAGAUACCGUGGAGUUUAAAGUUAACGGCAACCCGUUCUUUGUCAUGGGUGCAGGAUAUUCUUCCGAUAUUUUUCUACGGUUUACCGCUGAAAGAAUUACAGCCAUAUUCCAAUAUAUUCUGGACAUGGGUAUGAAUACCGUUCGUCUUGAGGGCAAACAAGAACAUCCAGAACUCUACGACAUUGCAGAUAAAAUGGGACUAAUGAUCAUAAGCGGCUGGGAGUGUUGUGACCACUGGGAAGGAUGGACAUACAACACUGAAGGCUUUGGACAACCUUGGACUGAGGUGGAUUAUCCAAUUGCCAACUCUAGCAUGCUACAUGAGGCCGAGAUGAUGCAAACUCAUCCUAGCGUACUUGCUUUCCUAGUUGGAUCAGACUAUUGGCCGAAUGACCGAGCCACCAAGAUCUAUGCUGACGCCCUCAAGCGUAUGGACUGGAAUGCCGCCGUAAUCUCUUCAGCUGCAAAGCGAGGUUUUCCCAAGCUUCUAGGCCCCUCUGGUAUGAAGAUGGACGGUCCAUAUGACUGGGUGCCUCCGUCAUAUUGGUAUGGUGACAAACUUGGUGCUGCAGGGGCUGGUGGGUUUGGUUCAGAGCUCGGGUCUGGUGUAGGUACACCUGAGAUUCGUAGCUUGAAAAAGUUCCUCUCCGCGGAGGACAUGAAUGAUCUAUGGACCCAACCGAAUAAGAUUCUUUAUCACAUGUCUGCUGGGGUGUCUCAGUUCCGUGACCGCGGAAUUUACAAUAAGGCCCUUUACGCUCGAUAUGGCGAGCCAAAGAGCCUGGAGGACUAUUCCUUGAAAGCUCAGCUUAUGGACUAUGAGGCAACUCGUAGUGAGUAUGAGGCGUACGUGGCAUACAAGAGUAAUAGUAAUCCAACAUCUGGCCUAAUCUACUGGAUGUUGAACCCCGCCUGGCCAAAUCUACACUGGGCUCUCUUUGAUUAUUAUUUGAAACCUAUGGCUAGCUACUUUGGAACCAAGACAGGAGCACGCAUUGAGCAUGCUGUGUUUGACUAUCGGGAAAAGGUUGUCUACCUGAUAAAUCAUUCUCUUUCCCGAAGCGGUGCUCGUAGCGUUACUGCGGAUCUCAUUGAUAUCGACGGUAAGUCGAUGGGUCACAGCAUUACGAAGGCAAAUACUAUACCACUCAGGUCUCAGAAGCUUUCCAACAUUUCUGGCUUAGAUAAGGUCAAGGACGUUGCCUUUCUUCGUUUGCUUCUUAAAGACAAUACAGGCAAAGCACUAAGCCGAAACGUUUACUGGCUUCCGCAAAAAGAAGACGUGCUUGAUUGGGGCAAUUCUACCUGGUACCACACGCCAGUUACUAAGUACGCUGAUCUGAAAUCAUUAAGCAAGCUACGCAAGGCGAAUGUCAACGUCGACGUUAGCAUCCAUGGUCGAAAAAAGCUCCGCGUCACUCUGCAGAAUCGAUCCAGUCAUCCAGCUUUCUUCAUACGGCUUAGUCUCCUAGAUAAGGCAACUGGUGACGAGGUAACGCCUGUGUUCUGGGAAGACAACUAUGUGACUUUGUGGCCACACGAGAGACUGGUCCUGGAGGUUACUUAUCCGAGGACAAAUAAGGUUGAGCUUGAGGUGUCUGGGUAUAACGUGGAGAAGAAGAUGGUAUAG
Messenger RNA from Nannizzia gypsea CBS 118893, 2649 nucleotides. Its product is annotated as exo-beta-D-glucosaminidase. Bases 1 to 2649 code for a protein of 882 amino acids. Gene Ontology annotation, molecular function: hydrolase activity, hydrolyzing O-glycosyl compounds. The record is from RefSeq and is a predicted model, not a curated record. Lineage: Eukaryota; Fungi; Ascomycota; Eurotiomycetes; Onygenales; Arthrodermataceae. Gene Ontology annotation, biological process: carbohydrate metabolic process. The transcript is spliced from 2 exons.